CGGACGUUUGCCACCAUGUUCAUCAAUUUCGUUCAACUCUCCGCAUGAUGGAUAGUGUUGAGAAAUAUCAAUACCACGGACUCAAUGGCUCCGACGCCAUUCGCCUCAUUAAGUUGCAUCCAUCAACCGAUCUAGAGGCUCAGGUACGAUGCGAGUUGCUUCACACGAGCCUGACCGAGUGCGAGGACGAUGUUAUCAAUACCUAUACGGCCAUCUCUUACGUCUGGGGAGAUCCAAACGACACCCGAACGGUCUUGGUUGAUGAAAAGACCCUCGAAAUCACUGCUACCCUGGACACAGCACUUCGCCAUAUCCGGUCCAGAGAUGGAGUUGCACGGCUUUGGGCAGAUGCAAUCUGUAUUAACCAAGCCGAUAUCGCUGAACGCACGCAACAGGUCAGGCACAUGGGACCUAUCUAUGCUUGUGCAGCCCACACAAUCAUUUUCUUCCCUUCGUCAACUCCCGAAGCCGAGCUAUUCCUCGAUGCCUUGAGGAUCUCCAACGGAAACGUAAGGAAAGGAUUCUCCAAGAGUGUUAUAGCUAUGGGUACUUGUAAUGAACUUUGGACGCUGGCAUCUCAUGAGUUCCUCGGUCAAGUGUGGUUCACCAGGGUAUGGGUACUCCAGGAAUUGCUAUUCUCACGAAGCCCUUGGAUACAAUGCGGAAGUGCUCGUUGCCGAUGGGAUGAUUUUUACAAACAUGUGCAGUCUGCGCCAGAGCCUUUCAUUGCCAAAUCAUCCCACCUCGACCUUGUGGUUCGCAAAGACGAUAUUGGUCACCCCUUGGAUGAUAUACUUUCUUCCCAGCUAGACCCUCGGGAGCAAGCAUCAAAAGAGCAGAUACCGUCGAAGGCCUUCCAAAUCUUGCUGUGGAUGUCACGACUUCGGACAAAAUUCUACAGCCAGUUGAAUUAUAUGUAUGGCGAUUGGCUUUUACUGGAAUUGCUGCAGUCGCGUCGUGCUUUGGGAGCUACAGACCCUCGAGAUAUUGUUUUUGCACAUGUACUUAUUGCUCGAUCCGUCGAUGUCGUGGGAAAGUAUCGCGACCUGAUUCAAGCUGACUACAGCAAAGACUGUAGUCAGGUGUAUGAGGAAGUUGCUCGAUACUUAUUCGAAAACCAGAGUGAUUUCUCCAUCUUCUCCCUGGCGGAGGAUGUGGAACUUGGCAAGCGCCGGCCAGGGAUGGCAUCAUGGGCUCCAGACUGGACAGUGCCAUUGCCCGGCCCGCCGUGGACAACCAUCCCCGAGUACUUGGGCACGGCGGGCCUGUAUUUCGUUCAAGACGCAUACAACAUAAACCACGUGCGUAGAAAGUGGUCUGUACCACGUCAGGCAACUCAUGGCUGGCUUGGCUCGACCUUUGUAUGUGUAGGAGCCAAAGCCAGCCCUGUUAAUACGAUGUCAGCAGAGAUCAGUCUGCCAUUCAGAGGCUUCAAUAUUGCACAAUUCUUCAAAGAUCGUCAGAUUGAUGACAAGACCUACGAGGAGCUUUGGAGCAAGGUUGAUCAGGAGCUUGGUCCUGGUAUUCUUCCGCCUUUGUGCUGUGCAUUUGAUACAAGACUUUCAAAUCCACUAGAUUCGUUGAAAAACGCAACACUGUCAUCUCAGCGACAUGCCGCAUUCAGGACAAAUAUAGCAAAGUCUCUUGAAAUAUAUACUGCACGAUUUCUCCCUUCAACAGGGUCUGAUUUAUAUACUGGGCAAGGUUACCGUUCAGCAAAGACCGAUCCUAUUAUCGCGCUACUGGUUUAUGAUACCCUCGAUCCGGAACCCACAUCUGUCUUACAGGGUCGUCGGUUGACGUCGUUGCUCGAUGGCAGGCCUGCGCUGGUCCCAGCGUCAACACGUGCAGGUGACAUCGUGGUAUGCCUUGCAGGUUCAACGAUUCCCUAUGUUCUCCGGCCAAGAAGCGUUCAAGAGAUUAUUCCUCAAAGUGCAGUUCAAGGAGCAUUUGCUCCGGACGAAAUACCGCCUGAUAAGCAUCAAUUGGAUUGUAGAAGAUGUCAAUAUUUCAAGGCCUGCCUGAAUAUCACCCUCAUGUUUUGUUUCUGCUAACAGAUUUAUCAGUCCAAAUAUGAUCGCAUAAACCAAGCUUGUGAUCGUAUAAAACCGGCUUGUAAACGCUGUAUUAACAGCGGGGAUAAAAACGGGGGUUGCGAGUAUGAUGAUGUUUACGAUAUUCGAGACCUCGACAUUGGCCACUUUGAAUUUGUUGGACAAUGUUUCGUGGAGACGAUGAUGCUCGGUGGUGCUGCCCAAGAAUUGGAGACAGGAAAGAAGAUGAUUUUUGCAAUUCAUUGAACGACACAUGUAAUCCGCAAUUUAUGGGACCACGUUUUAAUAAAUAACGAGUUGGGUGGAAUGAAAUGACAAAGAGAUUGACUUAGCGACAAAAUGAUUAUGGGAGGUCCGC
This is a messenger RNA of Hyaloscypha bicolor E, 2412 nucleotides long. RefSeq names its product HET-domain-containing protein. The transcript has 3 exons. NCBI's taxonomy places the organism in Eukaryota, Fungi, Ascomycota, Leotiomycetes, Helotiales, Hyaloscyphaceae. The record is from RefSeq and is a predicted model, not a curated record. Bases 45 to 2054 code for a protein of 669 amino acids.